ACAAUUUCCUUACUCAUUCACAUCAGCACAGUGCGGAAGAUAUUACAAAUGGCUGGAUUGAAAACUCUUAUUUUCUUUGCCUUGGGCGUGGCGCUAUUAGGGGUUGCGUCAUGCGGCGCCGACCAAUCAGAAACGGCCAUCACCGGAGACGAUCCAAUAGGAUCGCCUGAUUCAAAUAUCGACAAACGUCAGAUAGAGACGCCGGAGGUUGUUCUGCAAUUGAAAUAUAAUGGCGGGGAACUGAAUAGGAUAUAUUUGGCGCAGUUUAGAAAGGGCGCGAAGCAGUGGGUCCCUUCAGUGCCCGCGCGGACGAAUUUGUGUGCGGACCUCUGUCACGCCGGUCUUGGAGGCGAGGGUUGCGGAGCUACCUGCAAGGACCUGGUGCCCGUGGGUCUCAAAUCAGCUCUAUCAUCAGCCAAUGAAACCCAUUCGGCUUACGGACAACCGCGGUACGCAGUGUGCCCUACGCUCUGUCAAAACAAAUUGGGUGACCCCUUAUGCCACUGUGCUGCCUUAAUGGGGGGCGCGGAAAACAAUGGAACUAUUGACUGGAGCGCCAUCUGUAGUGCAUUUUGCAUUUCUGACCUAUAUGUGCUCGGUGGAUGUCCAGUUUGCGACCAAGUUUCCGCUUCGCCCCGACAGGCUCUGACCAGGACGUUGGAUACAGCGGAAGGGUGGGCAGCUUGGUGUGACGUGCAAUGUCGACAGGGCCAAGGCGGGGCGGCGUGUAACUGCGAUCGCGCACCUUUCCAGUAACAGGGGUCAAUCGAUCUGGUUUCAUUUCUAAAGACUACAACUACCUAUUGUUUUUAUUACUAACAUAUCAUAACGGCUAAAUUACUUAAACUCACAGCUUUCAUUUUUUUAUUUACAUUUUUUAUUAGAAAUAAUAACGUCUUGAGCCCUCAGGGGGUAAAUAGAUCCAACAUUGUUGAACUGAAAGGCCACGUUCAGAUUAUUUUUAUUGGUGUAAAUAAAUCUAUUUUGUGACUACAUAUUUCGGUUAGAUAUGUAGUGUGAAUAGUCUGGCUAAAUUACUGGAACCAACAUCUGUUGUUUUUAUUGGUACAAUAUAUUUUUUUAUAUAAUUAAAAAAUAAGCAUCCAUUGACUGUGUCAGUAAAAUUGGGGUGAAACGGUCGGGCUAAAUUGCUAUUGCGUGUAUUUAUUUAUUCAUACAGUUUAAAAAAAAUAUGAUUUGAUUAUCGUUUAAGAAAUAUUUGUUCUAACCGCUGGAAACAAAGACGAUUGUUGUACUUUUAUCGAUUUUUCAAAAGAAAUACUGUCUGUUAUAAUUCUAAUUUAAUUGCUUUAUGUUAAAAAAUAUCUUAAUUUACCGCGAUUUUAAAUGAUUUUAUUAGUAAACUUUUUCAAUAAAAGUAAAAUAUAUGAAAGUUUUAAUAAAAUAUUGUUAAUAAUACACAAUGUUAACAUUAUGUUUAUUACUUUCACUUGAUAAAAAAUAUUCUUGAAUAAAUAUUUCGUUACCAAACCAACAUAGGCAUUUCAGAAUUUGAAAUACUAUCUACUAUUUUUUAAAUUAAUAAAUCCAAAUUGUAAAAAAUACAUUUGUACGUUAUUAAUUUUAUUUUAUCCCGGCAUAUUCUUUUGAAUAUUAUUUACUUUAUUUAAGUAUUUUUUAUCAAGUUGUAAGUAAGUUAUCUAGAUUAAGCAGACGUUUAUUUUUAUUAAGUAAAAAUUGCAAUUUAAGUGUAAUAAAACUAGGUAAAGUAUGUAUAUGGCUUAAAAUAUUUUGUAUUAAAUUAAGUAAUAAGUAAUCAUGUUUAUUCCAUAAAAUAAGUGUAUAAAUUGUAAUUUCAAAAGAUACUGUGUGAAUGACAAUAUAAUCGUUAUAUUUAUAAAUAUC
Molecule: messenger RNA, 1866 nt
Organism: Amyelois transitella
Lineage: Eukaryota; Metazoa; Arthropoda; Insecta; Lepidoptera; Pyralidae
Exons: 5
Coding region: 49-756 (235 amino acids)
Source: RefSeq, a predicted model, not a curated record